Messenger RNA from Rodentolepis nana, 243 nucleotides. The record is from the annotation of a GenBank genome assembly. NCBI's taxonomy places the organism in Eukaryota, Metazoa, Platyhelminthes, Cestoda, Cyclophyllidea, Hymenolepididae.
AUGGCCUUUGGAUUAUAUGCUCUACUGGAAGCUAGUGUUCUUAUUCUGAACGCCAUUUGCAUUCUUCAUGAACAGAGAUUCCUUGCCAAAUAUGGUUGGGGAUCUGAUACAUAUCAAUUUGGCACCGACAGCUCAAUGAAAUCCCGCUUGCUUACAUUCAUUAUUUCAGUUCGAACUGUUAUGCGAAUUCCUCUCAUAGGUGUAAAUACUCUACUUAUCGUAUUUAAAUUACUAUUGGGGUGA